Molecule: messenger RNA, 699 nt
Organism: Paramecium octaurelia
Lineage: Eukaryota; Ciliophora; Oligohymenophorea; Peniculida; Parameciidae
Source: the annotation of a GenBank genome assembly
AUGAUUUCAUAAUAACCAUCGAAUAUAUUAAACCAUUCGGAUAUUAUCGAUGAGGCUGAGUAAUUAACUUAGAAUAACUCAAUCAUUUAACAAAUGUUCAAAGAACUAAGUUUAUCUACCGAAUAUCCUGAUUUUUCAAGUGUGGAUUAUUGGAACAAUAGAUACUCUAAGCAGAAGGACAAAUUUUUUGAAUGGCUGCAAACAUAUUCUACACUAUAGCCUUUCAUUCAUAAUUGUUUAUUUGGCAGAUUUGAUAUCAGUUAGAUAUUGUAUGUUGGUUGCGGGAAUUCGUAAUUAUAAGAUUACAUGCAAUUAGAUGGUAUCAAAAAUAUUCGAUGCGUCGAUUUUAGCGAUGUUUUAAUCAGGUAGAAACAACAACAAACAAUUCCUUAUUAUUUGAUGGAUGUCACAACGAAAAUCGAUUUUGAAGAUGAAGAGUUUGAUUUUAUAAUUGAUAAAUGCCUUUUAGAUAGUUUGAUGAGUGGAUCCUCUUUUUUCGAAAGGGUUUCAAAAUACUUGAGUGAAUGUUACAGAAUCUUGAAACCUAAUGGCACAUUUAUGAUUAUAUCAUAUGGGCAUCCAGACAUCAGAACAAUAUAUUUAAAGCUCUUCAAAAUUUAAAUCAUUCCAAUUGAAAAAACUAAAAUAGAAUAAUUCAAUGAUAUUGAGCACCAUUAUAUAUAUAUGUGUACUAAGUGA